Molecule: messenger RNA, 480 nt
Organism: Rotaria socialis
Lineage: Eukaryota; Metazoa; Rotifera; Eurotatoria; Philodinida; Philodinidae
Source: the annotation of a GenBank genome assembly
AUGUAUGUUAUUGGAAUUAAAAAUCCAAAAAUUCGACAAGCAUUGUUAAAAGAACAAGAUCCUGAUUUAGCUACAACUGAAAAGAUAAUUCAAUUAGCUGAACGUUUACAGGAAGAUGUUCGUCACUUUGGUAAUCCAGUUACUCAUACAGAUUUUACCGUGGCAAAGCUACAUAAACACCAAUCAAAACCAUACAAACAGCAACAUAAUUUAUAUAAAAAAGAAUCGUAUCAAUCAUGUGGAACAUAUGGUUCAAAUAAUCAUCUUCGUUCACAAUGCAAAUACCGUGAGUUUAUAUGUAAUUUUUGCAAACGUUCUGGUUAUUUAGAAAAAGUAUGCCGGCAAAAGAAACAAAACAUUUCUUCUACGAAGUAUAUUACAACUAUUUACAAAUUAAAAUCUUCGAAGAAAUCGAAACAAUCAACCGAAUAUUCACCGACAAUUCUAUUAAAAGUCAAUGGUAAUGAUUUUAAAUAUUGA